UCCUUCCAUAUACCACAUUCACUUAACCAUCAACCUCUAAUCCUUUGCUAUAUAACUUUCCAAGUUUCAAAUACAAAAUAAAUCAAGCAUCCUCUAGUUCUCAAUCAAGUAAUCAAGAAAAAAUCAAAUUAUAAACAAAUUAAUGUCAGGAGUUUGGGUGUUCAAAAAUAAUGGUGUGAUUCGUUUAGUGGAGAAUCCUCAAGCCGAGCACGGUGGAAGUGAUCAAGCCAGAACAAGGAAGAAAGUGCUUGUGCACCUUCCUACUGGAAAGGUGGUUUCAUCAUACCAAAUACUUGAAGAAAUUCUUAAAGAUUUAGGGUGGGAACAUUAUUUCAGUGGUGAUCCUGAUCUUUACCAAUUCCACAAGAGAUCAUCAAUUGAUUUAAUUUCACUUCCUAGGGAAUUCUCCAAGUUUAGCUCGGUCUACAUGUAUGACAUUGUUGUUAAGAACCCUAAUGUCUUCCAGGUCCGUGACAUGUAGAUCCUAUCUACAUGAUAUAAUACCAAGUCAAAACUACCUACUUAUAUAUUUACAUCUAUUAGCUAGGGUUUAUGCUUGCUUGUAAGUAUAUUUGUGUGGCUCGUUUAAUUUCAUGCUUCUUUUAUUUCCUUUUCUGUCAAGGGAGUCUUAGUUAAGUUAAGGUUUCUAUAUGCAGCAGUACUAACGGAGUUGGUUUCAUGUAAUCUAAUAUUUCGUAUCCAAAGCUAAAAGUGAUGUGGAGGUAAAGCUCACAUCCUUGAUUAUGUGUAUGCACAUCGAAAUUUUUUGAGGUAAGGUAAGACCAUAUCGUAUUGUAUUCAUAUACAAAAAAUAUUUAAUAUAUUUGUGUUUAUCGGAUAUAA
Molecule: messenger RNA, 843 nt
Organism: Beta vulgaris subsp. vulgaris (sugar beet)
Lineage: Eukaryota; Viridiplantae; Streptophyta; Magnoliopsida; Caryophyllales; Amaranthaceae
Product: flowering-promoting factor 1-like protein 2
Exons: 1
Coding region: 143-481 (112 amino acids)
Biological process (GO): regulation of flower development
Source: RefSeq, a predicted model, not a curated record